Messenger RNA from Oldenlandia corymbosa var. corymbosa, 559 nucleotides. The record is from the annotation of a GenBank genome assembly. NCBI's taxonomy places the organism in Eukaryota, Viridiplantae, Streptophyta, Magnoliopsida, Gentianales, Rubiaceae.
AUGUCGACAGAAGCCAAAACAAUAAGAUUGUUUGGAAAGCAGAUGCAAGUUAAACAAGUGAGAACUCAUAGUGGAAUAGAACUUCCUUCUGUAGCGUUCCUGGUAACCAAGAAAAAGCUUACAGAGUCUGAUGUUUCGCCGAUGCAGGGAAGACUCUUAAUCCCUGGCUAUCGUAAGUUGUAUGAGUUCUUGAGUAAGCAGGAGAAAACUUCGUUGGAGACUUCAAAGCAGGGCAUUAGGGUUACGGCCACAGAUAACGAUCGCCGGGAAUACCAGUUGAGUUUGUCAAAGUGGCCAAGUCUGGAAAAGCUUGUGUUGAACAAAGGGUGGAUGCAUGUGGUUCACCGAAACGGUCUCCAUGAAUUUGACGAGAUUGAGUUGUGGUGUUAUCUACAGGACGAUGAAAUGCGUUUUGUUGUGGAUAUUUGUGAACGCCAUAACCACUGAUGAGUCAAGGACCCUAAUUUUUUGGACAGAAAGAGUAAUAAACAACUGAUCAACUAUAUAAUAUAUUGGUCCAGCGCAAAGGCUGAAACUGUAGAAGCUGAAUUAAUUUGGU